Messenger RNA from Centrocercus urophasianus (Greater sage-grouse), 7868 nucleotides. RefSeq names its product collagen type IV alpha 6 chain (gene COL4A6). Lineage: Eukaryota; Metazoa; Chordata; Aves; Galliformes; Phasianidae. Bases 1 to 5112 code for a protein of 1703 amino acids. The record is from RefSeq and is a predicted model, not a curated record. Gene Ontology annotation, cellular component: collagen trimer; basement membrane. Gene Ontology annotation, molecular function: extracellular matrix structural constituent. The transcript has 46 exons.
AUGGGCCCGGCCCCGGGGCGCGCAGGGGCGCUGCUGCUGCUGCUGCCGGUGCUGCUGCUGUGUCUGCGCGCCGAGCCGGCGAGCGCGGGUGGAAAGAAGUCUUACAGUGGGCCGUGUGGAGGACGUGACUGCAGUGCUGGAUGCAAAUGUUUCCCAGAGAAGGGUGCGAGGGGUCGGCCAGGGCCAAUUGGGAUUCAAGGACCAAUAGGUGCUCCUGGAUUUACUGGUCCAGAGGGUUUGCCAGGAGCAAAAGGUGAGAGAGGAGCAGUGGGCCCCCCUGGACCAGCUGGGCACAAAGGCAACAAGGGUUCAAUGGGAGUUCCAGGAUUUCAAGGCAUCAAUGGGAUCCCAGGUCACCCUGGCCAGUCUGGACCCAGGGGUCCACCUGGCCUCGAUGGCUGCAAUGGAACCAUGGGGAGUCCUGGUGUUUCUGGGACAGAUGGAUUUCCUGGCAUACCCGGGCUGCCGGGUCGUCCUGGCCCAAAAGGUCUGAAAGGAGAACCUGUUUUUGCUCAAGGCAGCCUUAAAGGAAUGAAGGGAGAAAACGGUCUUCCUGGUUUGGAUGGUAUUUCUGGCUCCAAAGGUUUUCCAGGUCCAACAGGUCCUGCAGGCCCUAUAGGAUUACCAGGUUUGCAAGGUCCAGUGGGUCCUCCUGGGCCACCAGGUCCAAAAGGUAAUAUGGGAUUAGGCUUUCAAGGAGAGAAAGGAGAAAAAGGUGAUGUAGGACUGCCUGGCCCUCCGGGUCCCCCUCCAUCGACUGGAAUACUAGAAUUCAUGGGAUUCCCAAAGGGGAAACAAGGAGAAAAGGGUGAGCCAGGCCCUCAAGGAUUGCCUGGAGACAAAGGAUUGCCUGGACUGCCGGGUUUUGGUGGUGUUGGAGAAAAAGGAGAAAAAGGUGUGCCUGGUUUGCCAGGUGGCAGGGGUCUUUUGGGGCUGGAUGGAUCCAAUGGCAUUCCAGGGAGAAAGGGUCAUCCAGGUAUUCCAGGCUAUCCAGGACUGGAUGGAGUUGAAGGCACAAAGGGUGAAGUAGGUGACAUUGGUCCCCCAGGCCCUCCUAUCAUUGUUGACAAGGAAGGUGUAGUAAUUUCAGGUGCCCCAGGUGACCCUGGAAACCCAGGAAUACCUGGUCCUCCAGGAGAUGAAGGGAUCAGUGGCCUACCAGGUUUUCCAGGAGCUCCAGGGUUUCCAGGCCUGGAGAGAGAUGGAAUGGGCCCUGGAGGGUCUCCAGGUAUUCCUGGUGUGAAGGGUGAAAUGGGAGAACCAGGAAGAGCAACAGUUGGAUCACCAGGAGCUCCAGGAAGAGAUGGUUUACCUGGUCUGCCAGGAGCACCAGGAUUGCCUGGGUCAUCACGCCCUUCAUUUCUCCCAGAUGGGAUCCUGGAUGGAAGGACUGGUGCCCCAGGGGAGCCUGGACAAAGAGGACUUCCAGGAGCUUUGGGUCCAAAAGGUUACAAAGGAGAUGCAGGUGAUUGUGCUUGUGAUGGAGGAAUUACAAGAGCAGGUCUAAAAGGCAUCUCAGGUCCACAGGGUCCACCAGGAAGUCGUGGUGUGCCUGGGAUUAAAGGUGUUAGUGGAGACCCAGGCACAGUGGGUGCACCAGGACUGCGAGGCCCUCUGGCUUCAGCUGGCCAGCAAGGUCUUCCAGGCCAUAAGGGAGAAAAAGGUGAUUCAUCCUAUGCAACAGGCAGAGGUGCUCCUGGGGACCGUGGUGCCACUGCACCCAUAGGACCAUCAGGCUUCCCAGGAACUCCUGGCAGGGAUGGACUUCCAGGUUUGCCAGGCCCACCAGGUCCACCAGGUGAUGGUGGGCUAGGUUUCCCUGGUGAAAAAGGUCUGCCAGGAUUACCUGGCUCCAAAGGCCGUCCGGGAGAGAUCGGUUCUCCUGGCAUUGGGUAUCCUGGCCCUGCUGGACUUCGUGGGCCACCAGGUGACCCAGGGAUGGAUGGUUCUCCAGGACAAGCAGGUCUGCCAGGCCCUCUGGGUAUCACCUUGCCCUGCAUAGUUCCUGGAGCAUAUGGUCCUCCUGGGACUCCCGGCCUUCCUGGGUUGCCAGGUCCCAAAGGCAGCAAAGGCUUUCCUGGCAUUCCGGGGCAGCCUGGAUUACAUGGAUCUAAAGGACAGCCAGGGUCUCCAGGAAUAAUUAGCUUGCAAGGGGAACCUGGUUUCCCUGGACCUCGAGGAGAGCAAGGGUCACAAGGACUUCCAGGAUUGGAUGGGACAGACGGUUUGCCUGGGAAGAUGGGUGCUUCAGGCUUAGCUGGAACUAAGGGAGCUCCUGGAGAUGUAUUUGGUGCUGAGAGUGGAGCUCAGGGGGAGCGUGGCCGACCUGGGCUCUCAGGAGAUAAAGGACUUGCAGGUGAUCUUGGGUUUCCAGGACCAAAAGGGCUGGAUGGGAGACCAGGCCUCCUAGGUGUUAAAGGCGAGCUGGGUAAUCCAGGGUAUUCAGGUGUCCCUGGAUUGCGGGGACCUCCUGGUCCUGGAGGUCCUUUUGGCAUUAAGGGAAAACCAGGACCACUGGGAUCAGCUGGCCUUGCAGGAGCACCAGGCUGUCAAGGACUUCCUGGAGUCAAAGGAGUGACUGGGGAUGUAGGUCCUCAAGGCCCUGCUGGUAUGAAAGGCUUCCCAGGGCUUGAUGGUGCUCCUGGACCUCCUGGGGAAAGAGGAUUCUUAGGACCACCUGGACCUUUUGGUCAAGAUGGACGUCCAGGUUUCUUUGGACCAAAAGGUGAAAAGGGGUCUGCUGGCCUCCUUGGUUUCCCAGGCAUGCCAGGCCUGCCUGGUGUCCCUGGGGUCAAUGGGUUUAAAGGAACUCCUGGCACAGUGGGAGAAAAAGGAAGCCCUGGAGUUCUGGGACUUCAAGGUCAAAAAGGUGACAGAGGCGAUGUAGGUCCACCUGGUCUUCCUGUUCUUGGGGCUCAAGAGCAGGCACUGCAAUUGAAAGGAGACAAAGGAGAUCCUGGAUUAGCUGGACUUGGAGGAUUCCCAGGACCCAGAGGUGAUAAAGGAAUCCCAGGAAGCCGUGGACAGCCUGGUCUUCCUGGACCUGUUGGUUCAGCAAGCAGAGAGAGAGGUUUUCAUGGUGACCAAGGCCUCCCUGGUCCAUCUGGACAGCUUGGGCUGCCAGGACAGAAGGGUGCACGUGGUAUAAUAGGAUUUCCAGGAAUGCCAGGAGAGAGGGGUUCAGAUGGUAUCCCAGGAAUACUUGGAUUCCCAGGACCUAUUGGCCUCCCUGGUCCAAAGGGUGACCAGGGAGAGUCUGCUGGUGUUCCUGGCACUGCUGGAGUUAAAGGAGAACGAGGGGACCCAGGAUUCCCAGGAGAGAGAGGGAGAGAAGGACUCAAGGGUGAAUCAGGCUACCCAGGAAGCACUGGAGUGAACGGGGUUAAAGGUGGCCCAGGAGAUCUUGGCCAAGAAGGACCAGCAGGAAUCCCUGGAAAUGCUGGACUGAGAGGGUUCUCUGGGCCACCAGGGCCUCCAGGGCAGCCUGGAUCUGUUGGAUUCCCAGGAGCUCGUGGAACAGCAGGACCAAAAGGGUUCCAUGGAUUUCCAGGUUUAAAUGGUCUGAAUGGCUUGCCGGGCACAAAAGGGUCUCCUGGAACACCAGGUCUGAGUGAAGUUGGACUGAAAGGCCCUGCGGGUCUCCCUGGUCUGAAGGGUGAGGAAGGUUCUCCAGGCUUGGGUAGAGGAGCUGUAGGAUUCCCAGGGCCAAAAGGCUCAUCAGGAGACAUGGGUCCCCCAGGUCCUGUGGGACUGCCUGGCUUGCCAGGAACUCCUGGAGUUUCUCUUCCUUCUGAUAUACGUGGGAGACCUGGGGAUGCUGGCCAUCCAGGACUUGAUGGGAGUUCAGGUCUUCCAGGUCCUCCGGGACCACGAGGGCCCCCUGGACCAGCUUUUGACCAAGGCGACACAGGCAAUCCGGGUUUCCCUGGUGUUCCUGGCUUGCAAGGUGGUAAGGGUGAUGUGGGACCUGCUGGUCCCAUUGGACUCCCUGGCGUAUCUGGAUUCAAAGGUGUCAGAGGCGAGCCUGGUCUUAUGGGGAUGCCAGGUAAAGAUGGGCCUCCAGGGGAUCCUGGUUACCCUGGGCUGAAAGGUGAAAUGGGACGCCGAGGUCUCCCUGGCCAACCAGGGGCUCCAGGUGUAACCCCACAGGCAGAAGAAAUCACAGCCCCUGCGGGCUUACCGGGUCUGCCAGGGAUUGAUGGUGUUCCUGGCUUUGACGGAGAUCCUGGAUUCCAGGGCCCGGUUGGAAAGCCAGGUGCAAAGGGCCUGCCAGGCAGAUCUGGUUUGAAAGGACGUGACGGUUUACCUGGAUCACCCGGCAUAGCUGGUGACCCGGGACCUUUGGGUGCUCCAGGACCUCAGGGAUUUGAAGGUGCCGCUGGAAAGCCAGGCGCGCUCGGCUUGCCGGGAAUGCCUGGUCGGAGCAUGGGUGUCGGGUACACCUUGGUGAAGCACAGCCAGUCAGACCAAGUCCCGCCUUGUCCUGUUGGCAUGAACAAGCUCUGGGAUGGCUACAGCUUGUUGUACGUGGAGGGGCAGGAAAAAUCACACAACCAGGAUCUCGGUUUUGCUGGCUCUUGUUUGCCCCGCUUCAGCACUAUGCCUUUUAUUUACUGCAACAUCAAUGAAGUGUGCUACUAUGCCAGCCGAAACGACAAGUCCUACUGGCUGUCCACCACCGCUCCCAUCCCCAUGAUGCCAGUGAGCAGCAAUCAGAUCCCACAGUACAUCAGUCGUUGCUCCGUGUGCGAAGCACCAUCCCAGGCUGUGGCUGUGCACAGCCAGGAUAUCACCAUCCCACAGUGUCCCCUUGGUUGGCGCAGCCUCUGGAUAGGAUACUCCUUCCUAAUGCACACAGCAGCUGGUGCCGAGGGUGGAGGUCAGUCCCUUGUCUCACCUGGUUCUUGCCUGGAGGAUUUCCGUGCUACGCCCUUCAUUGAAUGCAAUGGUGCCAGAGGAACGUGCCACUACUUUGCAAACAAAUACAGCUUCUGGCUGACCACUGUUGAGCAGUCGCAGCAGUUUGUUGGUGCUCCUCCCUCCGAAACUCUGAAAGCAGGACAGCUUCGGACGAGGGUCAGCCGCUGCCAAGUGUGCAUGAAGAACUUGUAACAGAAAUGCAAACAGCAGGAACAGACUUUGUUACCUGAGAGUAGGCAUCACUGAUGUGAAGGAGAUAAAUUCAUAAACCUGUGUUGUGUGUGGUUAAUAAAGGAAUCAAGAUGCCAGAACUCCACAAAAAUCGAAUGUCAAAUCCAGGACUCCACACACAAGGGAAAGAUCGGUGCUCAGAAAGCCAUUCUAUGGAUCAUGGUGCUAUGCUAUUUCUCUGCUGUUGUUUGGGGCUUCUUCUUCAUUCAUGGCUACCUCAGAAAGUCUCUGGGAGUUCUUUAUUCAGACCGAAGCAUAACUGGCAUCUCACAUAUACCACUGCCCUGAGCAAGGUGCGCACCAACCAACACGAGACACAUCUGCAAAGCUGUGCUUUGUUGGCAUCUCUGCAAACAGUGCCUGGCCCAGUGCAAGGGAACGGACACACGUUCUCCUAUGAAAUGCAGAACUGCCCAAAUGUUGUAAUGCAUUGUAGGUGACUUUGAAACUCUAAGCAGAAGUGGUCGAUAACUGAUGUGAUUAGGGACAUUGAGGAUGAACGUUUUGCUUUGCUUAUACAACAGGUGGGAUGUUCUUUGGCUCCACUGGUAGGUAAUCAAUUCUAAUCCAAACUCAUAUCCACAGAUUGAUUUUGAGUCCAAACCACCUCCAGCAUUUUUCAUAGCUCUAACUAUAUUCCAGAUGAAAAGCUUCCUUCAAGGCCUGUCUUUAUCUCCUUGUAGUCAAAUGACGCGCAGCCACCGGAAACACUUUGUUACUGCAAACCUUCAUCUUCCUUCAGAGGUUGCCUUGGCACAGUUUUGGGUAAUUAUACAAGCUGUGUGUGUAUAAAAAGUAGAGGCCUGCUAGCUAUCAUGCAAUGCUUCUGCAAAUACAGAAGAAAGCAGUUAGUUAUGAGAUGUACAGUUAUUAUUUCUACAGUCACGAUCGGUUGCAUUCUUCCUCUGGGCUGCUUGCUGUUUUCUGCUCGUUUUAAAAAUUGCAUUUCUAUCAUAAUCCCACAUUCCUAGAGGGCAUAAUUAAAGAGAAGUGCUACUAAUUGUAUUAUCCUUGUGUAUUUUGAGGGAAAGCCGGAAAAAGGAUGCUAACAGUUACAUGACUUCAUUAGGUCGGGCUAGCAGUGUGAUUAUUGAUUUCUCUUUCUAGUGACGUGCACAAAACCCUUGUAGUGACAUUCCAGGACACUGAAGGAAGUGCCUUGCAAAUACACUAUCACCUCGGCUUAAAGAUUUUGAAGACUAAUUGUCAGAUUACUACUAUUAAUACAAGACUGAGACAUGAAUUUGAAGUAUUUUUUCUCUACUAGUUGCUAGAGGUCUAGCUCUAUCCAGCAAAAUACUUGAGCAGCUGCUGUUUUUACCUUCAGUGAUUGAGGGUGGAACUCGGUGAUCCAUAAGGUCCCAUCCGACCCAAAGCAUUCUGUGAAUCUGCAGCACUUAUUUAUACGCAUAAUACGAUGUUAUUUUCCCAGAUUGGAGUCAGAAAGCUCUGUGUGUUCAGUUUGAACCACAGUAGAGAUGAGCAGAGAGUUUGUGACGAGAAUUUUUAGUCCUUUAUUUAACUCUUCCCUGCUUGUGAAAGAUCCGCAGCUGCUUUGGAUGUAUUUUGCAGUCAGCUUUUAAGAUGUUGUAGUGCUCCUGCCUGAUGAUCCUUCAGUGCAGAAUAUCGAAUUUACUUUCAGCUGUCCUUGCGCAGACUGAGCACAUUGUGCUCCCAGUGUAGGGAAACACAAGGUGAAAAAGCUGCUGUGUGCACACUGCAGUGCUCACCAUGUGCUGAAAAAGUGCGCAGUUAACUCUGGCAAGUUGUCAGCAAUUGGGUUCCCAUGGUGCUGUAAGUGUCAGUCAGGUGUGUUUGCAGACUCGAUUUUUGAACAGAAACACACAAAGAAGUAUUUUUUUCAGGAUUAGAACUUCAUGCAUUUAACGUGCCAGUAUCUCUAGAGAAGUAGUAUGCUUCUACUGCAAGAAGCUGGCUCUGUUGCUAUCGAUACCCGAACUUCCCUUGAGUUCCACAAAUGGCCUUUUCCUGCUGCUCACCCAGAAACCACGCUCAUGCAGCAAACAGCUUGCAGCUCAGGAGGAGAGCUUGGCCCUGCAGAGCUCCUUCAGCUGCUCAGAAGGCAUGCAGCUAAUCCCUGGGUAGAGGAGGAGAAGUGCUGUUUUUUCUAAGCGUAUAGUUUCCAAACUGUGUUUAAUAAACAUUAAACAGGAUGAACCAGGCUCUUCUAAGCUCUUUCCUUUAAUAUCACACUGGCCUUGUUCAGGAAGUGCAAGUGACAGGAGACAGCAUUCAGUAUUUCUCCAUGUGUUUUUAUUGGUGAAGAUGAAGCUCUGCAAUUCACGUUUAUCGCACUGUCAUGACAAAAUGACCACCCUGGGGACUCCCUGGUAGACCUUUAGCAUGGAGUAAAAGAUCUUUGCCUUAAAUUAAGUGUUCUUAGGGCUGCUAGAGACAUACUCUGCCUUUUAGAAACACAACCGCCCAGGCUGCUCUGAUCAACCUGUAACAUUAAGGCACUUAGACCACAACAGUUCUCAAAAGGCAAUAACUCAAGUAACAGUGAUGUAAUCUGUCUAUGUGUAUAUAUUAAGUCUUAACAUAACCUGCUUUGCAUUUAUUUCACACAAACAAAUUAACAAAAUAUAGCAGCAUACAACCUAUGAAAAGCUUAAGAAAUUUAUUAGAUGCACAGAUAAAGUGCUAUAACAGAAGUCUGUGUAAAUCUACUUUAAAAUAAAUAAGGUACAGUUAAA